This is a messenger RNA of Salvia miltiorrhiza (redroot sage), 950 nucleotides long. RefSeq names its product autophagy-related protein 8C-like. The coding region runs from base 422 to 790 and encodes 122 amino acids. NCBI's taxonomy places the organism in Eukaryota, Viridiplantae, Streptophyta, Magnoliopsida, Lamiales, Lamiaceae. The transcript is spliced from 6 exons. Gene Ontology annotation, biological process: cellular response to nitrogen starvation. The record is from RefSeq and is a predicted model, not a curated record.
AAAAAAUUAUUGUAUAUUAGUAUGAAACAAGAAUGAAAUAUUUUGAGAAAAAUCAAAUAUGCUCCGCAGCCAUGUUAUUAUUAUUAUUAUUAUUAUAUUAUUAUUAUUAUGAAAAAUUACAAGAAAAUGUUUAAGAAUGAAAAAAAAAAUCAGAAUGCCAGAAUUUAUUAAUUUUAGACCAAAUUAACACUUAAAAAAUUUGAGGUAAUUUGUCAAUCAAGAUACCAAUUACGUGUACGAAUGAGACACCUCAUUUCGUUUCCUUCUCAAUAUAAGUCUCAACCCUACCGCAAUCUUGAUUUCAUAUGUUUUAUCCCCCUACCUUGUUUGGAACGUCCCAAAUUAUAUUCAGUCACCCUUCAAGCUUCAAUUUACUGCGCUUUGUUUCGUCUUUAUUGGAGAUCAAACAUCGAAUCUUCUGAUGGCGAAGAGUUCUUUCAAACUGGAGCACCCUUUGGAGAAAAGACAGGCAGAAUCCGCUCGCAUCAGAGAGAAAUAUCCGGAUAGAAUUCCAGUCAUCGUGGAGAAGGCAGAAAGAAGUGAUGUUCCUGACAUUGAUAAAAAGAAAUAUCUCGUUCCUGCUGACCUGACCGUGGGGCAGUUUGUUUAUGUGGUUCGGAAGAGGAUCAAACUGAGUGCUGAGAAAGCUAUCUUUAUCUUUGUCAAGGACGUGCUACCUCCGACUGCUUCUUUGUUGUCUGCAAUCUAUGAUGAAUACAAGGAUGAGGAUGGAUUUCUCUACAUGACUUAUAGUGGCGAGAACACGUUUGGCUUUUAUGAAGGGCAGUGACAAUCUAUUUCUUUAGAUAGCAUUUCAAUUGUAAAUUUCUCUUCCGUUCAUUUACUAUGUUUGCUACGUUCAUCUGGCUUUUAGUUUCUUGUUGAACCUUCCACAAGAAACUUACCUGCACAAUACCUUGUCGAAUGAAUAUCUGUUUAUAUUAUGUGAA